GUCUCAUCGCGCUCUCCGUUGAGCUCUCCGUCCUGCUCUCUCGCUGGAAGCUGGCCUCCAAACGCUCUUUGAUAGCCCCAUUCAAGUUCUUGCUUUAUAUUUUCUCACUAGGAAUUGUACCACCCUCGCCACCAUGAUCAAAAAAACGGCUGUCCGCGCAAAACAAUGGCAAGUAGAUAUCCUAAAGAACAUGCACGCAGAGGAGGCUCGGCCAUCAGCUUCUCAAAGACAUAAACUAGCUGUGGAAACCGGCCUGGAUGAGGCGUGGAUCAGGAACUGGUUUAUGAGAAAAAACAGGGGGUCUCGUGCUCCGAUGCACCCUGGGGGACCGCUAAUGCAUAUAAUAAAGCUGGAUCGGCCAAAACCCGACACUCCGAUCCACUCUGACACUUCAAGGUCUCAAGGUCCCGCUUCUUCCCAUCCCGUCGUGUCCCAGGGAACAUCAGAUACUCCUCCGACAUUAGAAUCGCUUCUCGUUUCGGUCAACAGACAAUCGGACAAGGGUUACUCGAUGCGGACGCUGGCGCCAAAUGACGCUCUCCCGCAUUCAGUCGAUCCCCGUUCUCUCAGCUAUACUCCAGACGUGCGGCCUGCUUUGGCGACUAGAUCCAACUCAAGUUCCUACUCGUCCUUGGAGGAGGAAAGCACAUUGCCGCAGAAUACAAGAAAGCGGCGAUACUCCAGGGACCCACUUCAUAACCGAUACCCAGACUUUUCAAAGUUCUUCCUUCCGACACCUUCCGACACCAUCGGCGAUGCUGCCAAAACGCCGGAGCUUCCACCAAUCGAUAUGUCAUCCCCGAUACACAAUCCUUCGAGCAUCAAUACUGCACUGUCUCCGGAUUUCGCUCCUUCCGCCAUGCAACUGCAUUCACCAAUUGCGAUGCCUGUGUUUUUUUUCCGCAAGCUUAUCCCUCUUGCACUCCAUGCAAGCGCACGCCCCAGUCGUUGAGGCUGCGCCCAAGGUACGCUCCAUGGUCAUCUAGUCAUCUCCGUAAUUUAUGUCCUUGCAGCACGACGGGGCCUAACGGGCGGGUUUGUAGAGAAAUAGUUCGUUCGAGUCCCUUGACAGGUUCCGCAGGAAGUC
Messenger RNA from Suillus clintonianus, 1087 nucleotides. RefSeq lists its product as uncharacterized. Bases 134 to 952 code for a protein of 272 amino acids. Gene Ontology annotation, molecular function: DNA binding. The transcript has 2 exons. The record is from RefSeq and is a predicted model, not a curated record. Lineage: Eukaryota; Fungi; Basidiomycota; Agaricomycetes; Boletales; Suillaceae.